Molecule: messenger RNA, 1146 nt
Organism: Venustampulla echinocandica
Lineage: Eukaryota; Fungi; Ascomycota; Leotiomycetes; Helotiales; Pleuroascaceae
Exons: 1
Coding region: 1-1146 (381 amino acids)
Biological process (GO): translational termination
Molecular function (GO): translation release factor activity
Source: RefSeq, a predicted model, not a curated record
AUGGCCUCAGAGCACGAUAGAUUGAGCGCCGAAACCGCAGAGACCUUCGAUGCCAAAAUAUCGAGACGAAUCGGUGAACUAAAGCGCGUGACAGAAGCAUUGAGGGAAUACGAAGGAAGCCAAAAUGCGCUCUCUGAGCUACAAUCCCUUCUUGCAGAUCCUACAACCGACGAUGAACUCCGAGAGCUGGCGGCCGAAGACCUCGAGACCACACGUUCCCAGCUAGAAAGUCUUUCCCAGAAGUUGACCACGUCCCUCACGCCCAAACACCCUUUUGAAGACAUGCCAUGCCUGAUGGAAAUCCGACCGGGCGCCGGGGGCGGCGAAGCAGCACUCUUUGCUAAUGACCUCCUCCGCAUGUACCGAGCCUACUGCGCACGCAAGAACUUCCGCGUCUCCCUCAUGAAGUACGAGACUGCGGACGGCGAUACGACCGCCAGUGGAGAUCCCCCUCUCGCGGAAGCCAUUUUGGAAAUCGAGAGUCUUGGUGCAUAUGGACAGCUGCGCAGCGAGGCGGGUGUGCAUCGGGUACAGCGUGUGCCGGCGACGGAGAGCAAGGGCCGUACACAUACGAGUGCUGUCAGCGUUCUGGUGCUUCCAAGUUUGCCGACAAGUGAUAGCAAUGGGCAGGAAUUGUGGGAGGCCGAUUUUAAUGAUCCUAAUAGUGAUUACUACGUCAACUCUACGGAUGUUAGAACGGAUGUUAUGAGAGCGAGGGGCGCGGGUGGCCAGCAUGUUAACACAACGGACUCGGCAAUUCGAUUGACACAUAUUCCUACUAAUACAGUAGUCAGCAUGCAAGAUUCGAGAUCACAACACAAGAAUCGAGAGAAGGCGUGGCAAUUACUCAGGUCGAAGUUGGCGCAGGCUAAACGGGAGGCUCGGGAGGAGGAGGUCACCAAGUUGAGGAGAGGAGUCAUUGGGGUUGCGAAGAUGGGAAGAGAACAUAAGGUCCGGACGUAUAAUUGGGGCCAACAGAGAGUCACGGAUCACCGAAGCGGGUUGAGCAUUCAUAAUCUGGACGACGUGAUGGAUGGUGGGGAUGAAUUGGACAAAGUCAUUGAUAGCGUGAAGGCUUGGCAGGGAGAUCAAGAGAUGCAGGCGCUGCUUGCCGAAGAAGAGGAAGCUUCCAAGACUUCUAAAUAA